Argentina anserina (silverweed cinquefoil) is the source of this 986-nucleotide messenger RNA. RefSeq lists its product as uncharacterized. The transcript is spliced from 3 exons. The record is from RefSeq and is a predicted model, not a curated record. The coding region runs from base 84 to 731 and encodes 215 amino acids. NCBI's taxonomy places the organism in Eukaryota, Viridiplantae, Streptophyta, Magnoliopsida, Rosales, Rosaceae.
CUCAUUUUCCACAGUGACAAAAAUCAAAGCCUUCGUCUUCAUCAUCAUCUCCCGCCAAAAAGAGAAGGAAGGCGCAGAGAGAAAUGAUGAAGGAGUACCAAACCCCACUCAAGGACCAUGCUCGUCUUCCUCCUAAGCUCUCCAAUCGCGCCUCCUCCUCCAAGAAGACCGUUCCGAAGAAGAGCUUGUUUUCUUCAAUCUUCGAAGAUCUGCAAGUCAAGCACUCGGUGGACUCCUCUCCGAUCUCUCUGAUUUCUCUGAUCGAUGACAUCAAUCGCGAUGCUGACGUCACUCAGACUCUGAUGACCCUGCCAGAUCCAGCACUCUCACCUUCAACAGAGAGCUUGUUUACCUCUGAUCUCUCUCCAUCUUCAGAGUCCACAAUGUCAAGCCAUUCCUCUUGGACUGUUGCUACAUGUGGAAAUGAUGCCUCUAAGUUUGGUUCUAUGGGGGCUGAGGUAGUAGCAAGCUUUCUAAAGCAAGCUCGGACUGAGGUCUUGAACUCUGCUGGUGUGGAUGCUAAAUCCAAGAAGCUUCUGGACGCACUGGUUGAGAUUGUUAUAGAGGAUUUACACACUGUGCCUGAAGAGAGGUACCGGAUUGCUGAACUUAUAUCAAUGAAGGCCAAAAUACGGGUUGUGUGUCUUUUGCUAUUGAUCCUUGCAAUAGCUGUUUUGUUUAUGUUCAGCUCUGGAUCUGGAAGAACUUUUCAUGGACCACUGCCUACUUGAACUCUUACUGUAGAAGUGGAUCAAUUGUCUGAUCAAGAUCAAUGGUACGGUCACUUGUUCUGGGACUUAGUCAUAGUUGGUAUGCUCUUACUCUUCCACUAGAUAAUUUCUGGUACUUAGCUGAUUCAAUCAUACAAACCUCUUGUUUUCAGAAUAGUGCCUAUGGUUUUGGAUAGUGUAUUUUACACAAAUAGCUAUAUUGGUGUAACUUCCUGGAAACAGAAUGCAACUGUUACUAUAUUCCUCUAUGUGGUA